Leptopilina boulardi is the source of this 1966-nucleotide messenger RNA. It is a transcript of the gene hig, whose product is annotated as locomotion-related protein Hikaru genki-like. The record is from RefSeq and is a predicted model, not a curated record. The coding region runs from base 415 to 1902 and encodes 495 amino acids. NCBI's taxonomy places the organism in Eukaryota, Metazoa, Arthropoda, Insecta, Hymenoptera, Figitidae. The transcript has 8 exons.
AUAUUAUAAUAAUAAUAUUUUUAUUAUAAAAGAGAUUAAUUUUUUGAAAAGCGCUUGCGCACUUAUCAUGUAUAUUGGCAGCCAGGGAUGAUUUUACCCCUAUUUCACCAUCGCUUACCGCGACGCGGUGGAAACACGGGUUGGUUUAUCAUCGUCCAACCAUGAGGAGAUUGAACGUGUGUUGAACAAAAAAAAAAUCUCAAAAAAUUUGUGACAAAAAAUUGAAAAAUGUAGACCGCGAACAUUUCCCAACUCAAGACAAAUGUGAACAAUGAUUUUAAUUUUUAAACUAUUUGCGUUAUCUAUAUAAAAAAAAAAAUAAUCAUCAACAAGUUUCAAAAAAAUAUUUUUCUAUUUGAGCUCCUCCCAGUUAAUAGAGGUUUUUUUUUUCUUUCUUUUUUUUUUUUUUUGAAGAUGAUCUUUAUUAGAGAUUUUGUGUUUCUGUUUCUGUUACACAUCGUCAUUAACAAAUGUUAUGGAAAACAAGUUAUAGGUAAAGAAAGUGUGAAACCAGGACAAGGAUGUAAAUUAGAGGGUCUACAUCCACUUCUCAUUGUAACGUACAAAAAUAUUACAAUAUCGGUUGACAAAAUCACAGUUCCUCAUAAUGAAAAAUUACAAAUUCGUUGUCGUGAACUUGGUAGAUAUAAAUUAAUUGGAGAUCAUCUUCUUCAUUGUCGUAAUGGAAUUUUUAAUGGUAUUAUACCAACAUGCAUUCCAACUACUGCUAUCUCUAAUUACACAGGUAAUUAUACCCAAGGGAAAUUUAUAUUUAUUAUUAUUGAAAUAAUUAUUUCAUUUAAUAACAAUAUUUUUAUUUAUAUUUUUGAAUUUGUUAUAGACGAUGUUCCACCGACAAUUAUCUUUGGACUUCCAGCGGGUUCAGCGGCAAUAGAACCAUCAGGUGCAUUGGCUGUUUUUCCCGAAAGUAUUUUACAUUUAGAAUGUCUUUUUUCACGAAAACUUGGUAAUCCAGAAUGGACUUGGACAUCUGCAUUUCGACAACAUUUAACUGGUUGGGCAAUUGCCACUACCGAAAGAGAUAUAAAAUAUCGUCUUUCGAUAUAUUAUGCAAAAACACAGGACAGUGGUCUUUAUAUUUGUACAACGCCAAAGGGUCUUACAAAUUCAAUUCAAGUUCGCGUUAUAAAUGUUCAUUGUCCAUCAAUAGCGACUUUAAAAGCACCUUUAAUUGGCAAAAUUGAAGGCGCCAAAAUGGGGCAAACGGUAAAAUAUGAAUGUCCCCUUGGAUAUAGAUUGGAAGGAAUGCCCAGUAUGACUUGUCAAUAUAAUGGUAAAUGGUCAGCUGAAGUUCCACAUUGUGAAGCUAUUGUUUGUCCACCAAUUGUAACAUCAAAUCCAAAAUUACAACUUUUGGAACAUAAUAAUAGUUUUGGUGGAAAAGUUGUAUUUUCCUGUAUGUGGGGAAGUGAAAUUUCAGGUUCACAAAGUAUAAAAUGUGAGGGUGAUGGUGUUUGGAGUGAUUCGAUACCAACGUGUAUAGAAAUAACAUGCCCAGCGCCAAUAAUUCCAAGAAGUGGUCGAAUAAUUGAACAUGCAAGCAUUUUAGACAAGGAAAAAGUGCAUAAAGUUGGUGCAUUAGUGAGAUUUGCCUGUUUGCCUGGUCAUCAAUUAUUAGGAGAGGCAUCAAUAAUUUGUCUUGAGAAUGGCAAAUGGUCUCAUCAAUCACCAGUCUGUGAUACCAGAUGCCCAUAUCCAGGUGAUCCACUUUAUGGUCAAAUAGCACCACUUAAAUUUUGGUACAAACCAGGUGACAAUAUUCAAGUGACAUGUUCUCCUGGUUAUGUUACACCACUUGAACCGGUAAAAAAACCCACUUGUCGGGAAAAUGGAAUGUGGAGUAGUCCACCACCUCCUUGUAGAUCAUAUAAGGAUGUUUAAUUUUCUCUCUUACUCCUCUCUCUCUCUAUAUAUAAAUAUAUAUAUAAAUAUUUUCAACUCUCAA